AUGCCUCCUGCUCGUAAGAAGGCCAAAACCGGGCCAGGGCCGAGUGAUGGGCAGGUGGCCAGCUCAUUUGCCAUGGUCGGCGACUUGCAGAAGGAUGUGGCUGCUUGCGUCGAGCUAGUGUACAGCUUGCGUCAUGGUGUUGACGACAAGAAGGAGCCUGAUGAUUUUGGGGGGACGCAAGGCAUCGGCAGCCAGAACCUUCCAGCCCCGCUAGAUGAAAGCGGGCACUAUGGUUUUCCCAUUCUUGGCGGAGGGACUUUCAUGGACAUAGCUCAGAGGGCCACUCGAUCGGACUGGCUGCUGGAGGAAUCGGCGGCUCUGUGCUUUGCGGCAGGGCUGAUUGCUGCUGACGAUGUCAUGCUUUUGAAAGCUGAUUACAUCACCAUCGACGAGUGGCCGCCAGUUCUGGGCAACCUCUUCAACACAUCCAUCUUUGCUUGGUCCUACGAGGACGCCAGCUUCUGGCGUGGCAAGGCUGUUUCAUGCGCGGAAGUGGUGGCGUAUGCGAAGUCCAUGAGCUUAACAAGGUUCAAAGAGGGCGAGAUCGUGGCUGCCCGCUUCGAUUCUUGGCCCCCGCCAGAUGACAUGAAGCCAGACGAGGAGAUGGGAAUCGUGAGACUUCUUCAGUUUGGAGACGGAUCGCAGAAGAUGUUGGCUGCCAUGAUCACAUGGAUUUGCAUCCUCUUGGUCUGGAAAGGCCAUGGUCCAGAUGCCUUGAGAGCGCCCAUGGUUCAGACAAUGAUCCGAUCUUUUUUGGCCAUAGCAACGACAGUGAAAUCAACUGAGAUCAUGUCAAGUCCUCUGGAUGCUAUGAUGGGAAGAAGAGCCGACCAAAAUGUGGCAGCCCGCGUUCAGCCCAUCAGCUCUUUUCAGUGGGCUGGCAUCCUGGUGAACUUUCUGCAAGGAGACCGAGACUCAGAGUCAUUCGAUGACAUGAUCCAGAAAUACAACUCGCACCCGGUCGUAGUGGCGCACGACCGCAACGAGUCUGGCAGUGGCUCGAUAGCCCUUGAUGGACGAAAAAAAAUGGGAGUGAGGAACUGGGUGGAGAGUUGCUCCCCAGAAGCCUAUGACGUUGUUCUCAACUCGAUGCAGGACCUGCCGUACCUCCUUGGCCCGUUUGGCGAAUCGUUCGCCUACACGAACUUGUACUUCUUGGGUUCGAAAGCUGGCCUUGAUACCAACCCAGACACCAAUUCUGUUGAUGGGCCCAUGGAAGGGGAAUCCAGCGUGGAAGUCGACUGGGCUUUGAUCAUGACUCCAAAGGCUCAAGAGCUCUUCUUCGAAAAGGUGAAGAACAUGUACAACCGUGCAACAGUGGGAAUCCCUCCUGCCCAGAAGAAGCGUUACAGACUCAGCCCGGAUGAGUGUGGGACACAGCGGAACUUGUCUGUCUUGUACUCACAGGUGGGGCCUUUUCUGAAGGCCAAACUUCCUGGCGAUGAGGGUGCAUCUUUGGAUCGGAAGUUUACCUCUGGGACUUCCUUGGAUGAAGAUUUCUUGCCGUUUCUCAAGACUCGUCCCCAGCGCAUUGCAGUUUCCAUGCUGCAGAGCUACCAAGCGCAGGCGCAAAGGGACGCAGACGACAAGCAACAACUGAUCCACUGUGAAGUACAAGCCCAGAAAGAAGCUGUUACAGCUGCGCAAUGGAAAUUCUUCGAGACCGCCCUGGUUCAAGACCAAGCUUUGAUGAGCAAGGUGAAGCGUGUUCCGCUUACAAUCAAAUCCAAGUUGCACGCCAAGCUUGUGGAGCAACGUCAAUCCCAAGCUGACGCUGGCCAGAAGGCUGCCACAGGCUAUCAGGAUGCUUUCCUGCGAGUGACUUCUGUUGCAAAGCCCGACCUUGUCAUGGCAGAGGUUGCCAAGAUGAAAACCCAGGUCGCUUCCCAUGCCAAGAUCCCAGCAGAUCAAGUGGCGCUCCUUGGGUGGUGCGACAUGAACGCACCAUGGGCUCGCACGAAAGACAACUGCCUGGGCUUAUGCAGAAUCAUUGCAGCCAUUUCGGAGUCCAACCCGACAAUGGCAGCAACAGUGUUGCUUUUGCCGGACAACCCCAGGGAUAGCAAUCCACGAGGUCUUUAUGAUGAGGAGCGCCAGCUGUUUGACGAGCUGUAUUCGCUGCACCAAGCCUGCGAGUGCAGGCUCGUUGAGAACUUUGGGCGUGAAAGCCGCAGAGCGGAGGCUAAGAGCAACAGCCGCCGCUGGGGCCAAGGAAGGAUCAUUACUUCCAGUUCUAUGAUGGACGAGAAUGGCUGGCUUGACUCCGAACUGGCAGUGUGCGGACGAUGCGUGGGACAGAACGAGUCUCAGGACGGUGCUCCCAUCGCCUUCCUCCCGCGAACUGCGGCUGUGCUGGUUCCGGAGAGCUCUUCGCCAGACAGCGUCCGCAUCUCGGACCGCCUGAGGCCCUCAGCGGAGCAGAUUUCAGCCCAGAAGGGUAGCAAGAGGUUGGAAAUGCUUUUGGAAUCAGUGAUGAGAUACACCAAGCACAAAGCCAUCCUGGUCGUGAAUCUAACCGGGUAUGUAGAGGACCUGGGUGUUGCUAUCGCCAACAUGCGAACAAAGCCUACUUCUCAGACUCAAAACAAUGCAGCUGACGGCCUGCAGAUGCCCAUGGACAAGCUGUUCUACCUUUCAUGCCAUUUGCUUGACAACAAAGAAGGGGUGGCAUAUGCAAAGUCGCGGCUCGCCCGCGAUGUUUUGGAUCUGUGGCUGGACAAGAGGUUCACCUUUGCCGGCUUGAGCUUUGACGACUCCCAGCCAAACCUGACAGAGGCUGAGAAAUCCAGCAUUGAUGCUUUCAAGUUCUUCGACAACCCGCAGUCCAUGAAUUUGCAAGUGCUGACCAAUGUUGGCAACGAGUUUCACACCCACCCAGACCAAGUCCGGCAAUGGAGCCAAACUGGAGGCGAGUUUGGAGCGAAGCUUCUUGUUCUAAGAAGUUUUUACCAGUAG
This is a messenger RNA of Cladocopium goreaui, 2955 nucleotides long. The record is from the annotation of a GenBank genome assembly. Lineage: Eukaryota; Dinophyceae; Suessiales; Symbiodiniaceae.